Messenger RNA from Sclerotinia borealis F-4128, 213 nucleotides. Lineage: Eukaryota; Fungi; Ascomycota; Leotiomycetes; Helotiales; Sclerotiniaceae. The record is from the annotation of a GenBank genome assembly.
AUGUAUAACAACGGUUACAGCCCUCACAUACUUGCUAGCUCAAUUCCUCAAGCUGCGCUGCCAUCGCUUUCAGAGCUUUGCGGUGACGGGGUAGCCAGCACAAUGGCUCCAGCCGCAUUUAUCACAAAUCGAACCACCGUUAGAUCGAAACAUCAGAAGAGACUUCCACCACGAGUUAUCAGAAAGAUUGUCAGUCUUCCCUCGUUAGCUUGA